Drosophila subobscura is the source of this 1409-nucleotide messenger RNA. RefSeq lists its product as uncharacterized. The coding region runs from base 16 to 1299 and encodes 427 amino acids. The record is from RefSeq and is a predicted model, not a curated record. NCBI's taxonomy places the organism in Eukaryota, Metazoa, Arthropoda, Insecta, Diptera, Drosophilidae. The transcript is spliced from 3 exons.
UUCAAUAAAAUCGCGAUGCUGGCUCUGUACACCGUUCUUUUGGGCCUCUCGGUCCUUUCUAAACUAACUCAGAAUGUUAAUGGAGACUGCUCAAUGGAAAUAAACGAUCCUGCCCCUCUAAUCUUGACAAGUUUCGGAUCGAAGCACCUUUUGUCGGCUGCCCCCGGGCAAUUGUUACGGGAAAACUACGAAUCGGUGCAGAUGUAUUGUGCAGGAGGGUUCACUGGGAGGUUUGACGGAGGCUAUCAUAAUCCACAAUUCAACUUUGAGGACUCAACUAAAAAUUUUUCUUGCCAUUCGGACGUUUUUCGGGAGAAUAUUGAAAAUGGAAUGCGCGUACAAAGUGUUAAAUGCAGGGGAACGAUGGUUUCCCAAAUGUUUGAGAGUCGUAAAAGCCUACCAGACUGCGGAGACCACAUGACCCUUGUGGUGGGCCAGGACUUCGGGGCCAUUGGAUCCAUCAAGAGUGCUGGGAUUUGCUAUGACAUUGUUGGAUCUGAGCUCAAGUAUGUCAGCUACACGGCAUGUCCGUCAAAGAACAGGAUUAUUGAGAAGAUGCAACCGGGAGAGUUGAAUGGCCUGGGACUGGAUAUUAACGUGGCAUACACUAAAAGUCUUUUCAAGGCCGUAAGUCCGACGGCAAUUGGCGCAUACUUGGAGCACGACAAGCAACUCAAGCAGCUGCUGGGCGGAGUUACGUUCGAGCACACCAGCCUGGUGCAGGAUGAGGCUAUCAGGAGCCAGUUGGCCGGCUAUGAGGAUAUGCUCAGUGUCGUUUGGCUGCGCACCCUGCGCACCGGCAACUGGCGGAACUGGCACUAUGCCCUGCAUGCGGCCAGCGAGCCAGCCGGUUCCAAGUUCGACAUUCGGCUGGGUGUCUCUGGUCAAGUUGCUUUGCCGCAGAUGGGUGGGUGCAAUGCCAGCCGCGUUCUCAGCAUCGAUUUGGACAACGGCAGCACGCUGUCAGUGCCCGCACACAUCUGGGCCCAUGUGCGGGACCUGCACCCGACUGGCAAGCCGCAGGACGAGUUCGUCGUCAUCGGCCACAACUCCCCGUUUUUCAAGGGCGAACAGAUGAGCGACUUCUGUCCCACCAUGUGCGACCAGGUGGUUUGGAUGAAGAAUAGUCUGUUCGGCAGUCUGCUCGACUAUCCCGCGUAUGGCUUGGUCCAAUGCUGCCGCGUCCAGGAUGUGGCCCACAAGUUGGAUAACUUUCCCGGAGGACCCUUCGGUGGUGUUGUUGCCUCCUCCACUGCCAUACCCCCCCCUGGGGAAUCCGGCAGUGUUGCGUCGGCCUAAUCUCAAAAAAGAGAUGCCGAACUAAUUCCAGUUCCACCUGGAGCAUACAUCAAAUAUUCAAUUCAAAAAAUGUAAUCCAAGUACGCUUACAUAUAUUCGAAUAUUCGCAU